CUCUUUGCCACCGUCCAUUCCCCCGUUCCAUCCAUCCAUCCAUCCACCCAAAAGCCACACACAUGGACAGCAGCGGAAGCUAGGCCUAGGCGUCGUCGUCCCGUCCAGCUACGCACGCAGCUAUAGCCUACAGCUCCUCCCUCCCGCACCAUCCCCAGCACCAUGUCGUCGUCGUCGUCGUCCAGGGCGCGGCGGGGCGGGAGCGGGAGCCUGCAGCAGUUCCCGGUGGGGCGGUGGCGGCACGUGGCGGUGGUGGACGCCGGGUGCGGCUGCCGCCCGCGCCGGGCCACAACCAGGCUGCUGAGCCAGCUGCCGUCCUUCCUCCGCCCGUCCCCAAAGCCGCCGCAGCCGCCGCCGCCGCCGCGCAGCAGCUCGCGCUCCUCCUCGGGCUUCUUCCCGUCCUCGGCCGCCUCCACCGCCUCCUCCUCCGCCACCACCUUCACCACCACCCACUCCUCCCACUCCAACUACGACUCCUCCUACACCCACCACCCCACCACCACCAAGCACCUGGCGUCGGCCGCCGACAAGCCGCCAGCAGCGGCGGCGGGGAGGAGGAGGCAGCAGCUGCAGGGCCACCACCACCACCACCACCAGGGCAGCAGGAGGAAGAAGCGGUACGAGAAGAUGGGCGGCCCGGGCGCGGGCGCGGCGGCGGACGCGGACGCGGACGCCGCCGCAGCAGAGGGCGGCGUUGGGGGCGUGGCCGUGGAGAAGGAGUCCUCCGACCCGCGCGCCGACUUCCGGGAGAGCAUGACGCAGAUGGUCCUGGAGAUGGGGCUGUGCGGCUGGGACGACCUGCGCUGCAUGCUCCGCCGCCUGCUCGCGCUCAACGCGCCCCGCCACCACGCCGCCAUCCUCGCCGCCUUCGCCGAGGUCUGCGCGCAGCUCACCACCGCGGCCCCGCCGUACCACGCCGCCGCCUACGACUACGACUACCACUACCACUACUGAAAAAUAAAUAAAUAAAUAAACACGGGUGGCCUGGCUGGGCUCCGUCUUCUGGUCCCGAGAUCCUGGCACCACCCGGCGGCCGGGCUCCACCUGCUGCAGGGGUGGACGGUGGUCAUGUCCGCCGCCGCCGCCGCCUCUGCCCCUCUGCCACCGGGUGGUGAUAGGAUCUCGUGAAGGAGAGAUUAAACCACCACCUUAUUACUGUUAGCUUCACCAGGUGUCAUCAGUGUGUGUAUGUCCAUUGUCCAGUACCAGUACGACCAGGUGUCCACCGUCCAGGUCGUCCUUGUAGCGUAGCCGUAGCCGUAGUGUGUGCUUUGCGAGCUCGUCUUUUUCUUGGGUUUCUUCCUUGCUCUGUUUGCUAGCUAGCUUCUCGCUGUUCCUACCUACUGUAUGUCUCGCAGGAGCAAGCAGCAUAGCAGUGUGUGUGUGAGUGUGUGUUCGGCUGGCCUUUCGUUUUGGAUGAAGGCCGUGUCCACGAAGAAGUGGUAGUUAGCUGUGUGAGAGAUUUAGAAGCAGGUCUGCUUUGUGUCUACUUGUGCUUGUAGCUAAGCUGCUACUAGUAAUGAAGAUUUGAGACGCGUUUCUUGCUCA
This is a messenger RNA of Zea mays, 1548 nucleotides long. RefSeq names its product transcription repressor OFP8. NCBI's taxonomy places the organism in Eukaryota, Viridiplantae, Streptophyta, Magnoliopsida, Poales, Poaceae. The coding region runs from base 163 to 954 and encodes 263 amino acids. The transcript has a single exon. Gene Ontology annotation, biological process: negative regulation of DNA-templated transcription. The record is from RefSeq and is marked validated.